This is a messenger RNA of Macroventuria anomochaeta, 1577 nucleotides long. RefSeq names its product Aldo/keto reductase. Lineage: Eukaryota; Fungi; Ascomycota; Dothideomycetes; Pleosporales; Didymellaceae. The transcript has a single exon. The coding region runs from base 408 to 1529 and encodes 373 amino acids. Gene Ontology annotation, cellular component: cytoplasm. The record is from RefSeq and is a predicted model, not a curated record.
AGGGUAAGUCGAGCAUCUAAAGUCACUCAGUAACCACUUUACAGUCGGUAUCUGAGCUAUGCACGGCUUCCUCGGACGUACAGGUGCUCACUAGUAUCAACAUUGAUGACGUCACCGUUCGCUCAUCCAUACAACACCACACCAUUUUGCCCUACGGCCCAUGCACGAUCUGACUUCUGUAGCUCAGAUCCCAGUAAUAUCUGGCAUAAACGUGUAAAACAUGCCCGAUGAGUGGAGCACAACGUGUAUCUGGCAUGUAUGGGUCAUGACAGCAUCAGCGAUGUGCCUAACAGAUCAGUCCCUGUGUCUCCAUACAUAAAAGCUUAACGGCACUGGGCAGUUCCACCGGUCUACAACAACAUUUUUCCUUCUGGUAUUUCCACCUGAAACGUAUCUAGAUAUUCGAGAUGCAGCACGUCCUCCAAGCUGGCCUCAGCUCCGGCAUGUCCGCCGUCAGCGGCAUUCACACCGGUAGCCAUGUGAAGCCGAACCCUGUCCGCGAAACCAACCCCAACUUUGACGGCCUUGCCGCUGUCAUCCCAGAAAGAGAGGUUCCUUCCGCGCGCAAUCUCGUCACCUAUAAGGGCAAAAAUGGCAAUGUCCAAGCACCACCCCUUUGCAUCGGCGCAUGGCCCUGGGGCGACAAGUCAACCUUUCACUGGGACGACUCUGAGUUUCCUGCUGUUCAGCAAGCAUGGCAGCUCUGCGUCAGCCGGGGCGUUAACUUCAUCGAUACAGCGCAAGUCUACGGCACCGGGGAGUCAGAAGCAAUCUGCGGCCGUCUAUUCCAAGGAAUGAACAGGAAUGAUUUCGUGAUUCAGACGAAGUUCUUCGUCGUUCCACAGCUCAAGGAUAUCUUGCAUCCACAAUCUGCACCACUGAAGAAGCUGGAGACCAGUUGCAAGAACCUCGGCGUGGACUAUGUCGACAUUUACCUUGUCCAUGGACCCAUCCACGUCCAGUCCAUCAGCAUGAUUGCCAAGGGUAUGGCUGAGUGCGUCGAGAAGGGUCUUACCAAAUGUGUCGGUGUAGCGAACUACAGCACAGAAGACAUGAUCAAGUUCGCAGAUGAGCUUGCGAAGUACAACGUUCCACUCGCGAUCAAUCAAUGCGAGUUCAGCGUUCUCCGCCGUCAACCUGAACUCUCCGGUCUUCUUCAAGCUUGCAAAGAGCGCGGUAUCGUCUUUCAGUCUUACUCGUCUCUCGCACAAGGCCGUUUGAGUGGAAAAUACAACGCCCAAAACCAGCCACCGAAGACAUACCGCUUCAGCAGCUACGACAUGAAGGAUGUUGAUCCCGUGGUUUCCGUGUUGCAACAGAUCGGCGAGAAGCAUGGUGUGAAGCCGGGCGCUGUAGCGCUUAACUACAACCUCUGCAAGGGCAUCACACCAGUGGUGGGCAUCAGGAAGUUGGAGCAGGCAAAAGAAAACUGUAGUAGUUUGGAGUGGAGAUUGACGAAUGACGAGAUCAGGGAGAUUGAUGGGGCGAGUUUCGAGGGGCAUACUACGCAGAUGUGGCAGCAGGGGUAAACCGAGAUAGAGCAAAGUAUAUAGUACAAUUAAAUGUCCUUUUAGUCU